Messenger RNA from Fusarium graminearum PH-1, 891 nucleotides. RefSeq lists its product as uncharacterized. The record is from RefSeq and is a predicted model, not a curated record. NCBI's taxonomy places the organism in Eukaryota, Fungi, Ascomycota, Sordariomycetes, Hypocreales, Nectriaceae. The transcript has a single exon. Bases 124 to 624 code for a protein of 166 amino acids.
AGUCCACCAAGCAUCGACUUCUCCUCACCAGCAACUAAACAACCAACCUCUUCACUAUUAUUCCAUAUAACCUUGCCAGCCUCGACUCCUUCAUCUAUCCAUCCUUCUACAUCAACCAUCAAUAUGCAAUUCCUCAGCCUCGUCCUUAUGGCUACCUCAACCCUGGCCAUCCCCGCCAAGCUACCCUCCAAGGCCCCAGCACCAACAUGUAUGGAAAAGGGCACAAAGGUUUCUGAAUGGAAACUCACAGACUUCGUCUACAACGUCCAGAAGAGCACAAACACCGCCACAGUCGAGUUUGACCUCCACAACGCCGCUCUCGACUACACGGCCAACUGCUACGGCAAGUCAGUCUCCAAGAAGGCCCUCUUUGACGGCAAGACCGACUACACCUGCAAGGUCCCCAACGGAGCCGACUCUGCCACCUUCAAGUACAACCACAAGAAGGGCGUCAUCUCCAUCUUCCAGCACUGGGCCUGCGUCCAGGAGGGUGGUUGGUUCGAGGCCAUUGGCAACAGGACUUCUACCGAGACCAAGUCUAACUGCCACUCUACGACCAAGUCCGAGACUUGCACAAAGGCCUCCUUCACGGUCCCCGUUCUCGAGAUGCGCGCAGUCUUGUAAGAGGCGGAACCGCGACAUCAUCUUCUUUUCUUUUGCGGCAGCCUUUUCCGACAAACAUUUUUAAUAAUAUCUAAGCGCAAGCUUAUGGCGUUGGGGCCAUGACCCUUCUUUCAUCCACCACUAUGCCGAAACGACGGCUGGAUAGGAUCUAAUUUUAUGAUCUCCAUGACAUUCAUUUACGACCAAUACCCACGACGAGGUAGAAGACUCGGGGAAAAGCUGGUACAGCAGCAGUUUUAGACAAAAUGGAAUAAUUUGCAUUGCUGA